AUGGCGGUCACAGUAAGUCGGGCAACAUCCGCUGAUGCACCCACCUUAAUGGGCAUGAUAAGAGAAUUGGCAGAGUUCGAGAAGAUGCCGACAGCAGUCAAGGUGAGGGUUGUUGAUAAAUUAGAUAUCGACGAAUCUCGCCUAGCCACCGAUCUUGACAAUAAUGCGGUAGGCGGGUUUAUCUUGCGAGAAGAUGAUGAACCAGCUGCAAUGCUGCUUUUCUACUUUGCUUACUCAACAUGGGAAGGGCAAUUUAUCCAUAUGGAAGAUUUGUAUGUGAGACCAGCAUUUCGUCGAAAAGGCUAUGGACAAAUGUUGUGGCGAGAACUUGGCAUAUUAGCGAAGGAAUUAGGUGUCUUGAGGUUAGUGUUAUACUUUGCUCUCAUCUUAUGUUAUAAAGGAUCCAUUCAAGAAUUUUCAAUUUUUAUUUCAAGCAAGUAG
Messenger RNA from Strongylus vulgaris, 441 nucleotides. Lineage: Eukaryota; Metazoa; Nematoda; Chromadorea; Rhabditida; Strongylidae. The record is from the annotation of a GenBank genome assembly.